This is a messenger RNA of Effrenium voratum, 804 nucleotides long. The record is from the annotation of a GenBank genome assembly. Lineage: Eukaryota; Dinophyceae; Suessiales; Symbiodiniaceae.
AUGCAGCAGCCAGUCCUGGCAGGUUGCAUCGUGGCCUCGGCCUAUGCUGCCAACAUCAGAAGCGUCACGGCGACCAUCGCGGGCGGGGCAGAAGUGACGUUGGCGCCGCGGCCGGGUCACUCGGUGGUGUCCCAGGUGGUGUCCCAGGUGGUGUCGAGCAGCCUCCGCGGCCCGAGGACGCAUCUGGAGGAGGGCCUGCCAGGGGGAGGUGCCACCAGCGCCUUCCGCGGGAUGAUCGACGCGGUGCUGGCGGUCUAUUGGCUGGGCGCCCUGCUGUCGCUGCUGCGGAUCCUGCGGGAGCUGGCCGCGCUGGCGGCCUUGGGCUCCUUUGACUGGCGGCCCCUCGUGGCGCCGGUGUCUGCUGGCUUCGCUUUUGUGCCGCUGGCCUUGGCAGGAUACCUCGUCUUCAAUAAAGAAGGGACCUGCAGCUAUGCGAAUUCCAUGAACAACUUCAUCAUCCCGAUCAGUGAUUUGUCUGCCUGUGGCGAUCGCAGCUACAACAUGCCGGAGCUCUUGGUUGAGCUGAUGCUGAUCUCAGCAAUGAGCUCCUCCGUCUAUGUAAUGCUGCUGUCGAGGCACUUAGAGCUGCACUUUCUCGGGCAGUACUGGCAGUCCUUGGGCUGCAAGCUGCUGAGAGUCCUGGGCUGCGUAGCCAUGGCCGGGCUGGUCGGGGUGGUGCUGAUCCCCACCUACUUGUCCCGGCUGCCGCACCGCACGGCCGCCUAUGUCUUCUUCCUGGCGAGUAUUUGGAUGCUCUUCCUGUACAGCAACUCGGCUUUCGGCUGCUUGUCGGAUGUGUCAUGA